This is a messenger RNA of Papaver somniferum (opium poppy), 690 nucleotides long. RefSeq lists its product as uncharacterized. NCBI's taxonomy places the organism in Eukaryota, Viridiplantae, Streptophyta, Magnoliopsida, Ranunculales, Papaveraceae. The transcript has a single exon. The record is from RefSeq and is a predicted model, not a curated record. Gene Ontology annotation, molecular function: RNA-DNA hybrid ribonuclease activity; nucleic acid binding. The coding region runs from base 1 to 690 and encodes 229 amino acids.
AUGCAACAUCUUCUUAUUGAUUGCCCUAUUGUAAGGAAUAUUUGGCUUGCUACAAAUACCCUGUUAGCAAACAUGAUUAGUAAUUGUAAUAUUAAUGAUUGGUUAUCUGAUAAAUUUAAUCAUAAUAGCCAGAGAAUGAAUGUAGAUGAUCUUACCUGUUAUCAGAAGGUUUGUGUAGCUUUGUGGCACAUAUGUAAAAACAGGUGUGCAGUUUUGUUUGAUAAUAUACAUGUGAAUGUAGCUGCUCUCUCUAGCAGAAUACAGUCUUACUAUAAUGACUGGCAGAAUUCCUUAAUAGGGAGUAAUCAAGGAAGAAAUAUUGUAAACACUUCUUACAGGGACUCUUGGGAUCCUCCAACCCAGGAUUAUUUAAAGUUAAAUUUUGAUGUUGCAUUUGACUUAUUAAAUAAGAAAUCAGGAUUAGGAUUAAUAAUUCGUGAUAUUGCAGGUGAGCAACAUGGAGUUGGAUGCACACCAGACAGAGCCAUAAAUGCUGAGCAAGCAGAGGCCAUUGCAGCAUACAAAGGAAUACAGUGGGCAAAGACAAUAGGUUGCAGUAAUCUACACAUAGAAGGAGAUUGCAAAAAUAUAAUUGCUGCCAUCAACGGGAAUAGAGAUGCUGUGAAGUGGACCUCAAAUUGUAUUAUUUCAGAAAUUCUAGAUGUUUUAAGGGGUAGUUUUAAUAAUUAG